CAGAGCGUAGAAAUAAAUUCAGUGUCGAAGACAGAGGGUGCCAAGUGGUUCACUACGCACUGGCAAUUGUUUGUAACAUUGGUGAAUAUUAGCCACCACUAAUUGUUUUUCUGUUAUUAUUAAUAAAUAAUCAAUAGAUAAAAGUAAAGUAUUGUGUGUUUGUUUGCCUGUGUGUGUGCGUGCGAGUUAAAACAGUUUAGUAGACUGGCAUUGGCAUAAAAACCUCACUCAGUCAGGUGGUUUGAAAUGCUCUGCAAUUAUCGUUCCUAGUUACUAGUGACAGUGGUUUAGUGUUUAAAGUGAAUAUUCGUCGUACGUCAGUCGUAACGACGAAAAUUAUAAUAAGACAAUUGGUUCAAAAAGAAUGACCUACUGUUAUUUAACAACACAUCUUAAUAAUGGUUGGUUUCAUUGAGAAAAAGGAAGUGGAAACAGAUAGAACAAGCACAGUCAGCGCUAAUAAUGUCAGCCAUGAUCCUAUGCCCGAAAUUGACUGUGUCAGAGUUCAACCCGCAGUCAUCAAGAAAAAUAGUUUGGCCAUUUCCAUUUCAUCAGAAUACAGUAGAUUGUCAAAGGGUCCUAUAGCUGUCAUCCGGCAAGAGAGUAUUUACCAAACAAUCUGGCAAAUAUCACUGCCAUUUUUCAUCGCUAGUUUAGGAAGUAUAGGCGCUGGUGUGGUACUCCAAGCAGUGGAGGAUGAAGAAGUAUUUAAAAUUAACGAUGCUCUGUACGUUUGCGUACCUGCAGUUAUGGGACUCAAAGGAAAUCUAGACAUGUGCCUAGCCUCACGACUCUCAACUCAAGCAAACCUGGGACAUAUGGAAAACAAAAGGAACGUGGUACUCAUGGCUAUCGGAAACAUGGCGAUAGUACAGGUUCAGGCAAUUGCGGCCGCAAUUUUUGUAACAGGAUAUGCUUUACUAUUGACUUUAUGGAUUUAUAAUGUACCUCUCACAGUAAAUGCAAUGCUUUUGGUGGCAAGUUCGGUGUGUUUAACUGCAACCCUUUCUUGCUUCAUUUUAGAUUUUCUAAUAGUGAUGGUUGUCUACUUCAGCUUCAAAUACAAAAUUAAUCCUGACAAUAUUUGCUCGCCAAUUAUAGCCAGUAUUGGAGAUGUGGUCUCGAUGGGACUUUUGGCAUUAUUUGCAAAAUUCUUUUACGAGAUGCUACAAGAAAAUCGUUAUUGGAUUCCUAUAGCUGUUAUUUCGGUUUGGGUAGUUGUACUUUUUCCUUGCUGGCUCAUAAUUGUACGGAAGAACCGCUUUACAAAGGAUGUUCUUCUUCAAGGUUGGAUACCAGUGUUUUCGGCUGUUAUAAUCAGCGGAGCCGGAGGUUUAAUCUUAAAUCAUGCUGUUGCGGUCCAUCCUGGAUUUUCGUCGUUUCAACCUGUAGUGAAUGGGAAGGGUGGAGAUAUCGUAUCAAUCCACACCAGUAGAAUUGCAACCCUGCUUCACCAAACAGCGAUUAAGGGACAGUUGCCCCCAAUGACCGCGUUAUGGGUUACACCGUGGGCAGCGUUAUGUCAUGGAACUUUCUCAGCAAAGACAGCCCGUUUAUUGAUUCCGAUUUCUCUCGUUGGACAUACCGUUUUCGUGAUCAUAGUUGACCUGAUUCAGAAUUUAGGUCAGUUUAGGAUAACAGUCGUCUUCUUCUUCGCGUACAUUGUUGCAGUAUUCAUCCAGAUAUUCUUGUUGCUAUACAUCGCCCAUUACUUGACUCAUUUGCUUUGGCGUUUUAAACUUGAUCCUGACACAUCGGCUAUUCCUUAUCUAACAGCGUUGGGCGACCUGUUUGGAACAUCUCUCCUGUUUGCCGCGUUUAGUUUCUGUAUGUCCGUUGGUUAUCCUUACACUCCAAUAUCAUCGGAUGGAGGAAACACCACCGAUACUUUCCUUUAAAUACUACGAUAGAUACAUUUUGGAACGAUAGAAUAAAUAGCAACAUUUGGAGAGAUAGCAAAGGUACUUGAUACCAGAGUGGCUGUUUAUAGAGCACCUGAAUAAUCGUGAAGUAUUGAUUUGAGAUGGAGAAUGGGUUGAUAACAAGUGACAGAAUUUCGUGUACAAAAUGUUGUUAGUAGACCACAAUAGCUUCUCGACUUAAUUUAUAGAUAUACAUAUACAUACCUAGGGAUAAAAA
Messenger RNA from Agrilus planipennis (emerald ash borer), 2139 nucleotides. RefSeq names its product solute carrier family 41 member 3-like. Lineage: Eukaryota; Metazoa; Arthropoda; Insecta; Coleoptera; Buprestidae. The transcript is spliced from 9 exons. The coding region runs from base 399 to 1898 and encodes 499 amino acids. Gene Ontology annotation, molecular function: monoatomic cation transmembrane transporter activity. The record is from RefSeq and is a predicted model, not a curated record. Gene Ontology annotation, biological process: monoatomic cation transport. Gene Ontology annotation, cellular component: plasma membrane.